Messenger RNA from Mollisia scopiformis, 762 nucleotides. RefSeq lists its product as uncharacterized. Bases 1 to 762 code for a protein of 253 amino acids. The transcript has 3 exons. Gene Ontology annotation, biological process: mycotoxin biosynthetic process. Lineage: Eukaryota; Fungi; Ascomycota; Leotiomycetes; Helotiales; Mollisiaceae. The record is from RefSeq and is a predicted model, not a curated record.
AUGGUUUUGUUAAGAGACUGCGAGACACAAUCGCAACAAAAACGAUGCUAUCGACAACUCUUCCUGAGAUACGCACACCUCGUCUCCUUCAUCUUAUGGGUUGGCCUUUUUAUCUACAUAGUCACUCUCCACCGAAGUCUCCCAAAACAUUGCCUAGAGAAAUUCAACAGUUAUUCUCCUAUCUUGGAAGCCAUCAACGAGAACGAUUUUCAAGAUGUCACGUUUACAUAUUCUCUCUGGUAUAAGUCUCAAUUCAAAGGGCCACCGACUACUGAAGUCGAGGAUGCAUGGCAUUCUAUAAUGAGAUAUGGCGAGAUCAGGAUCCCCGCUUCCGAUAUUCUGCGUAUUGGCCAUAAUCUGAGCUCGGUUCAAUUUCCUCCGGAGCUGGGAGGUGGCUAUGUCGCAAUUGCGUCCGGAACACAUGCAAUCCACUGCCUUCACUACAUUUGGCAGGAUCAUUACAUCGACAUUAUGCCAGAGGUCAAAUCAAAAGCAGAGGCGAUUCCAGAGAUGUACGAGCGGCAUUAUGAGCACUGUGUCGACUACAUGAGACAAUAUAUCAUGUGCAAAUUCGAUACAACGAUCAUUCCACUGAAUUGGGUGAGAGCCCACCAAAACCCAACGCCAAAUGGAAAUACGAUUCAUAAGUGCGUCAAUUGGAACGCACUACAGAACUGGCUUCAAAAGCGGGCUGUGGCAAUGCCUGAUGGGUUCAAAUGGAGUCAACCACUAAAUGCAGUGGUUCUGGAUGAUAAUCCAUGA